Messenger RNA from Drechmeria coniospora, 402 nucleotides. RefSeq lists its product as uncharacterized. Bases 1 to 402 code for a protein of 133 amino acids. The transcript has a single exon. The record is from RefSeq and is a predicted model, not a curated record. Lineage: Eukaryota; Fungi; Ascomycota; Sordariomycetes; Hypocreales; Ophiocordycipitaceae.
AUGUCUGCCUACAAGAAUCAAGCAGCGGCCUACUGCGAUGCACCCAGAAAGUCAUCCGCCGCCAGCCAACUGACUCCUGCGCUUCUGGAAGGUCUUGUGGCUCACGCGCCCCUCAUCGUCGUCCUCGUCGUCUCAACCCUCAUCAUCAUCCAGCUCACGCUAUCCGUCACGACUCCGCGCCUCCCGCUCACGGUUCGCACCGCCAUGGCGACGCGGGCGAAGACGGUGCCGGCGAAGCCGCAACCAUGGCUGGAAAGCGCACGCCACCAGCCAAUGGGACGCCGCGAGGUGGAUGGCCAGGGAAACCCGACGGAGCCCGAGGUGGAGGCGCGGAACGACAUCAUGAAGCCUGGCCGCCCAUCCAUGCCGGGAGAAUUCCCGCUCAUGUUCGAUUCAGAGUAG